AUGCUCGUCUCCCGCCUCCUCGCCGCCUUGACGGUCUCAGUCGUCGCUCUCAUCCCCUCCGCAGACGGCCGCUUCCUCAUGAAGCGGAACCCCAGUAUAGACAAUCCCCAACCUGCUGAGGUCGCUACACCCUCCUGUCACACCAAUGCCGAAUGUAUCCAGCAAGGUCUACCGGUACUGGCACCUCGGUCCAAGCGGGAUCAACAACAGGCUCGAGCCGAAAUACAGCGGCGAGAGGUAAUCAGCCUGACCCAGACUUGCGGGGCUGGACAAUUCGUGGGUCUUCCGGACGGGAAGUACCGCCUCACGAUCGCUGGAGCGCAGGGUGGAGUUGGGAGUAAUUACGGGUCAGUAGGCGGUCUGGGUGCCGUGGUCGAUACCAACAUCACCAUUCGUACGGGGAGUAACGGAAUACUCUUUUCAUAUUAUAUUGGUUGUGCGGGUAUUCGGGAACCAGCGUUUGAAGGUUCGUUUGGCGGUGGGGGUGGCUCGUUUUUUUGGAUCACGCCCCCUGGCAAAUAUCCGCAGGACGGUGCAGACGUCAACGCUGUCCUUCUCGCGGCAGGUGGAGGAGGUGGAGCGGGUUACUUUCGUGGGAGUGGAGGUCCCGGUGGCACUGAUCCCUAUGCGGCUCAGACCGCUGAAGGUGGCAUUGACGGCGGAGACGAUGGCCGGGGCGGCGGCGGCGGAGCAGGCUACAUGACCGCAGGAGAGGGCUCGGAUGGCCAAAGUGGUUAUGGAGGUUCACAGUCACCGUACUAUGGAGGUACCUUCAAGGGAGGCAACACCGGAUACGCGGGCAGUCCUUACGCUACAACUGGUGGCGCCGGGGGAGGAGGGGGAGCGAGCUCCGCUGGAGGAGGCGGAGGAGGAGGAUUCCAUGGAGGGAAUGGUGGCAGAUCCAGUGAUGCCAGUAGGCGCGCAGAGGGAGGAACGGGCGGCUCUAGCUACGCCAAACAGCAGACGGAUCCGCGCUGGCUCAUCACUGUCUUAUCUGCAGUCGCGACCCAGGCUGGAAGCGGGAGUAUCCGGCUGGAGAGAUACUAG
Messenger RNA from Dioszegia hungarica, 1047 nucleotides. RefSeq lists its product as uncharacterized. Lineage: Eukaryota; Fungi; Basidiomycota; Tremellomycetes; Tremellales; Bulleribasidiaceae. The record is from RefSeq and is a predicted model, not a curated record. Bases 1 to 1047 code for a protein of 348 amino acids. The transcript is spliced from 4 exons.